Pezoporus flaviventris is the source of this 2385-nucleotide messenger RNA. RefSeq names its product methionyl aminopeptidase type 1D, mitochondrial (gene METAP1D). The transcript has 7 exons. Gene Ontology annotation, molecular function: metalloaminopeptidase activity. The record is from RefSeq and is a predicted model, not a curated record. The coding region runs from base 575 to 1717 and encodes 380 amino acids. Lineage: Eukaryota; Metazoa; Chordata; Aves; Psittaciformes; Psittacidae. Gene Ontology annotation, biological process: proteolysis.
AGGUAAAGUGUCCUAUUACCCACCUGCCCGUUGCCUCACAGCCCAUGCAUCCUGUCCCCAAGAAGUUUGGACCUUUCCUGCAUUGUCUGGCAGGAUGAGCCCAAUGGUAUGAACCAUGGUGCGGGAUUUCCCAGGCAAGCUUUUCCAGCCCUAUUACACUGUAUUAUAAUUAAACAUGCAAUCUCUGCCUUUGUAGAGAUUUUGUGCCAUGGCAGAACUCUUGUAUUUCAGACAAUCUUGAUUACUUUGGGUUUUUUUAACCCUAAAAAUAGAUUUCUCUUAUAAAUGGGUCUGAAUGUUUGCUACUUGAUCAUCCUGUUGCUUUCUGUGUGUUUAUACUUUUGUUCUUUCCUUUCAGCGUUUAUUAGAACAGCUUCCUUUUCCUCAGAAGUGCUAUGUUACUUAUAAAUUGCCUUUUUUUUGCAAUAUAGCAUGUAUGAAAUGGGCUGUAGAUGAUGGCUACAUGGCUUGAGAGUAGAGCUCUUCAUUUUGAUGUGUUUUAUAAACAGAUGGCAAUAAAUGAUCUGAUCCUGUGUCCUUUGACUUUAGUGGGAGUUUUCCAACAAGCGUAUUUAUGCAAGAGCAGCCCGUCUGCCAGCACCGCGUCAGCGGGCAACAUGCCUUUGCAUUCAGCACUGUUGCAUGUCCCCGUGCCAAGAACGAAUUUUGCCGAUUCAGAUUUGCUCAGUUUGUCAACACACAGCUCCCAUUGAACUUUGUGGGACAAGAAUCAGUCUUGGCAUGGGGCCGCAGGCAGCCCGGGGAGCGCUGCCCAUUGCCAGCACCAGCGAGAGGAGCAGCACUCAGCCUCGGCUCCACAGUUUGCAAGGGUCUCAUCUCCUGUAGCAUGUGUUUGCUGUUGUUUAACCAGUGGGAAGAGUCGAUGAUAAAAAGAGAUUUCCUAGGUUCUGUGACUGGCUGCCGUGUAUUCUUUUCUUUGUGCAAUCAUAUCUACCUGCACAGACAGUCAAGCAAUCAACAGCAAAGAUGCUGCAUCUUUCAGGGACAAAGAAAUACUGCUUAUAGCAUAGUUUGGCCAGCUACAGUUUCUCCAGCUCACCCAGUUCCUAAGCACAUAAAGAAGCCAGACUAUGUGACGACAGGCAUUGUACCAGACUGGGGAGACGACAUAGAAAUUAAAAAUGAAGAUCAGAUUCAAGGGCUUCGUCAAGCUUGUCAAUUGGCCCGCCAUGUCCUGCUUCUGGCUGGAAAGGGCUUGAAGGUUGGCAUGACAACUGAAGAAAUAGAUUCCAUUGUUCAUCAUGAAAUAAUCAGUCAGAAUGCCUAUCCGUCACCUCUGGGCUACGGAGGGUUUCCAAAAUCUGUUUGUACUUCUGUAAACAACGUGGUAUGUCAUGGUAUUCCUGACAGUCGACCUCUUCAGGAUGGAGAUAUUAUCAACAUUGAUGUCACGGUGUAUUACAAUGGCUACCAUGGUGACACUUCUGAAACCUUUUUGGUGGGCAAUGUGGAUAAAUCUGGUGAAAAGUUAGUGGAGGUUGCCAGAAAAUGUAGAGAUGAAGCAAUUGCAGCUUGCAGACCAGGGGCUCCCUUCUCUGUAAUUGGAAACACAAUCAGGUUUUCUGUGUGUCACUUCAGGUUCAUUGACCACAUUGCAUUUUAUGUAAAGAAUACCCAAGCUCUCUAUGUAGACGUUAUUAAGUGGGAAGGAGGAGGGGCACGGACGUCUGUCAGCACUGAUGUCAAAGCCCUGUGAGCUCCAAGAUCCCUUAUUUUGAUCACAGACAGCAACCACUGAAGUAUUGGUGCCAACAGAGUUGUUUUCAAGCUGUUUGGCAAGAAAGUGGCAGAAUUUGCUGUUGAAAUGCACAAGAACCACUUCUCUCACCAUCUGAGGACAGGAUGCUGUCUUAACACUGCCUUCUGUGUACCUCAGUGCUCUUGCAUCCGAUUCUCAGCACGCAGCUGCUGCUGCCACUGCCACCCUCCUCAGCAGCAGCUGAGUGCUGGGAUGAGAGCUUCCCUUGCCCACAGAGAGUGUGUAGCCAUGGUGCCUGGAAGAAUAGCUGCACAGAAAAGAGCUUUCUGUCUUGCUACAGAAGAUGGGUAUUUCUUGGGGGGGGGGAAAUCCUGUAAUAAUACAAAACAACUCAUAAACCAACCGUGCUUUUUCAGUGGUCAGGAGUGCCAUGUAAGGACAUUGGCAAAGCUGAGUAGUCAGGGAUUGUUUGUCCUCUUGCAAAAAGGCUUGCAGAAGAAGGUGAAAGAAAAGCUUAUCACAUGUUGCAUGGAUGGCUUCUCCCAUCUCUCUUCAGAGAAUUGCUUCACCCAGAUGGGACUCAUUAUCUGCAUUGCUCUGGGCUUGGUCACUGGAGACCAUCAGUUUCAUUUUGUGUAUGUUUCUGAGUAAUCUGGCUUUCUGAC